AUGUUGCUCACACUGUCUAACCCGGUCAAGUCCGACUUCGACUUCAAACCCCAUGCCUACUCUGCAGCCUUUUCAUCUUCAGCCGCUACUCGAUUCUCUGACAAGCUCCACGGCGGGCCACCUUCCUCAUCACAGCCUGCCGAGCCUCCUUCUCGCACAAUGGGUACACCACACCGGGGCCUCCCUCCCCCUUCGGCAAUGACGCUACCAGAUCCCGCGCGAGGCCCUCCACCGCCGUCUUCCUCACUGGGCCAAUUACCUCCGGCGCCGUCUCAGUGGCAAGGUGCCGAAGACGGCAUGAAGAACUGGCUUGCGACCAAGGCCGAGGAGGAGAGGCGAAAGCAAGAGGAGGAGAAGACGAGGCAGGAGACGUUGCGGCUCGAGCAACGCAAGGUCGAGCAGUCGAUGCUUCGAGAGUCGAUGCAAGGCGGCAUCCCGCCUCACCUAGUGCCCAUCAUCUUCGCUGGUAUCGGUGGCGGCAAUCUUGCCAACAUCAGCGCCGAGUGGAUACAACAGUACACGACCCAGGUACAGGCUGCUCACCAACAAGCCCAGGCGCAGGCGCAGCUUUCCCCUGACCUUCGGCGAGACCCAAGGCUGCUCGCACAGCAGUCGUCGGCAGCGGCGGCAUACGCUGCUCAAGUACAGGCAGCGCCGUCGAUUGUGCCACCACCGUCUGUUCUGCCGGGCCAGACUUUGCCUUCACAGGGCCAACAAACGCCCCUUUCGACGCCUGGAUACGCUGCUGGUGGACCGGCAUCACCACGCGCAAGAGCUGCACAAGCUGGUCUUGGUGGCGCUCCUACAUCUGCGCCGCGGUCCUUACCACAGUCUCAACUCCCACGGUUGACGACCAACGAAAUCAACAUACAACAGCCUCCAGUCACUCCAGCCGGCGUGCAACAACUACAACAGACGCAGACGCAGCAGCAGGAGCAAUCGUCGCCUUCAAUCUACUUCCACCACUGGGUCCCUCCCUCGUCGUCUUCGCAAGAAAAGAGCUCGAGCGGAAACCCGCCGGCUACGCCUUCAGGUAAAUACAAAACUUCGCCUGUUCACCAGUCACGGCAACGUGCAGCGUCGCAUGCGUCUGACGUAGAAUACACCAGCUCCCCCAAAAAGCGCAAGGCUCAAGGCCCACAUCACCCAGCGCCACCACCUACAUCGGCGCCAGGAUCCAACGCAUCGCCCUCGUUUUCGCACAGAUCAUCAUCGUCAACGUCGACACCUGGACGGCGAGGCCAUGCCCGAAACCGAUCUGAUGCAUCCACGCGCGCGCCGGACAGCUCCAGCGGUUCAUUGAGUCGACGAGGCACCGUCUCUGGACUCGCGCAUGAGACAAUCGUGCGGCAAGGCGACCGAGCAGAAGAAGCAAGAGACGCAGAGGGCAAAGCACAUGCCAGUCCAGACCACACGUAUGCGUCUGCGUCUCAGCGAAAUGAGCAAUCAGGACACAGUCAGCCAAAUUACGCGCCGACGUCAAUGGCUGCUCAACCUGAAACUCCCAAGUACGGCACUCAGCAACAUUGGGAUCGGGGAUAUAUGUCAUCACCUAAACGGGAAGCAGGUGAUCAUUAG
Molecule: messenger RNA, 1578 nt
Organism: Exserohilum turcica Et28A
Lineage: Eukaryota; Fungi; Ascomycota; Dothideomycetes; Pleosporales; Pleosporaceae
Exons: 1
Coding region: 1-1578 (525 amino acids)
Source: RefSeq, a predicted model, not a curated record